AAUACGACAAAUACGGAGGGUGACACGGCCAAAAAAUGGUAUCGCAGGCAGGACUAUUGUGGACUCCUUCGGACGGUGUAACGUGGUGGCGGGAAAGAGUGAUGUUUUUACCUUAUUUAAGAUGUAAUUAAAUUUGGCUUUGCUGUAGCCCGCCUCAUUUAUCGCUUGGCAGGUGAUAUUAAGUUCGAUGUCAAUAGCCGCCUGGUUGGAUGAUAAGAGGAAGGCCCUUCUUAUUAAAGGUGAAAUUGCCGCAUUGACGUAAUGUUGCAAUUGAUAUGCCAUAGCCGGGAUUAGAGUCACAGGUCUGGGCGAGAUAAAUUUUAUAUCUCGCCCAUCUAAAGUUUACACAGACCUGUGAUCCAGCAUCUCUAUCUCUCCAAUUGGGAAAAUUGCAAAGCAUUGCAACUUCCUUUGCCGAGAAGGAGAUCAACAAAUCCAACAGGAAGUUAAAUUGGCUCCUAGGUUUAUCAGGAAGGCAAUGCAAACAUCCAAACCCAACCCUAUUCUACAAUUAUACAGGUGAGCAAGUUCCAAUCCAGAUCCUCAAAACUAUACAAAGAGGACCUAAGUUUAUUCCUUCGCCAAGUGGUCCAAGCACAUCGGACAUGAUCCCGGCAGCCCUAGAGGCGUUGAAGAAUUGUCAAGCCUCAACCAACUUCCCAAAUAUGGAACUUUCUGUUGUUUCAGCACUUACAUCACAACCGCAAUUCAUGCACACCAGAGGAAAUUAUGUCAAUAGCCAUAAUGUAAGGCGCUACUUAGAAGCAAACAAUCUACGGCUUCUAAUCUCGGAUAAAGAGAAGAAGUUUGUGUUAUGUAAAGAGAAAGAUUUUCUAAACAGGGCUACCGACUUUCUCAACCAUUCCUGUGCAGUACUCUUACAAGCUGAUCCAACUUCUACUGUCCUAAGAAAGGUUAGAAAAAUAAUAUCCCUUCCAACCAUUUUAGCUCUUCCCGGAAGAGUUGAUCCCCCAACCAAUGUGGCUUGUACCAGACUCUUUUUUGAGGUUAAAACACAUAAGGAAGGCUGGCCACUAAGACCAUUAGUUAAUAAAAGGACACACCCUGCCUUCCAUCUCAAAAAAGCCCUAGCCAAGUUAUUAAGUGGGCUCCUGCCUCCCUCCCAUCUGGUUACAUCUUCCUCGAUUGCAGUGAAGACCCACAUAUCCUCUGUACUGGACCACAUUCCGCAAAACGAAUAUACAUACUACAAAUUGGAUGUAGUUGCCCUUUAUCCCUCAGUGCUGCAAUUUGAGGCGGUUAUGCUAGCUAAUGCGAUGUUAAUCAAGAAAGGUUGUACAGCGCAAGAGGUAUUAGAAUUACGUGAGGCUCUACUUUUCAUUUCCGAAAAUAAUUAUUUUCAAUUCAGGGGCCAAAUAUAUCUACAGCAACAGGGAGUCCCGAUGGGUUCACCACUUUCAGCAGUUUUGGCGGAGUUGAUCAUGAGAAACAUAGAGUUCAAGAUGUUUAAAUUUCCCAUUAUGAUAAAAUAUUUGUUUUAAUAUCUUAGAUAUGUUGACGACAUUCUUGUGGCUUGGCAGGACACCCAUGAAAAUUUCCUUGCUUUCAAAGACCACCUUGCGACCACUUAUCCCACUAUUACUUUCACCUGGGAAAAGGAAAAGGAAAAUGAAAUUGCGUUCUUGGACCUAAAAAUUAAUAAAUCCCAAAAUAGCACUACAUACUCCGUAUUCCACAAAUUCAGUGGUGUACCUCCUGUAAUCCCGGCUAUGGCAUAUCAAUUGCAACAUUACGUCAAUGUGGCAAUUUCACCUUUAAUAAGAAGGGCCUUCCUCUUAUCAUCCAACCAGGCGGCUAUUGACACUGAACUUAAUAUUAUCUGCCAAGCGAUAAAUGAGGCGGGCUACAGCAAAGCCAAAUUUAAUUACAUCUUAAAUAAGGUAAAAACAUCACUCUUUCCCGCCACCACGUUACACCGUCCGAAGGAGUCCACAA
Molecule: messenger RNA, 1956 nt
Organism: Centruroides sculpturatus (bark scorpion)
Lineage: Eukaryota; Metazoa; Arthropoda; Arachnida; Scorpiones; Buthidae
Exons: 1
Coding region: 606-1502 (298 amino acids)
Source: RefSeq, a predicted model, not a curated record